This is a messenger RNA of Sander lucioperca (pikeperch), 1596 nucleotides long. RefSeq lists its product as uncharacterized. The transcript has 4 exons. NCBI's taxonomy places the organism in Eukaryota, Metazoa, Chordata, Actinopteri, Perciformes, Percidae. The record is from RefSeq and is a predicted model, not a curated record. Bases 224 to 859 code for a protein of 211 amino acids.
GCUCUCCACUGGACGGAUUGUUGGCUUAGUUCUUCUUCUCCUUCUUCUUCUUCUUGCUGCUGCUGUUCUAGCUGUGCUGGUAUACAAGGGUGACAUCACAUUCAAUCGUAAUAAAGUCAUCACAGUGGGAGAAGGCAGUGAUGUUACUUUACCCUGUUACCUCUGGCCCAAGAAGGACCUUCGGUCAGAAGUGUUCAUCUGGCAGAAAACUGAUAGUCUUCAGAUGGUGUUCCUGUAUGAUAAUGGUCAUCUUUACAGUGAUAAACUUGGAGGUCAGAAUGAGCAGUUCAAAGGUCGAGUCUCACAUUUUAAAGAUGAACUGGAACAAGGCGACGCCUCCAUAAUCAUCAGAAAUAUGACGAGGGCUGACAGUGGAGAAUACACCUGUAUUGUUUCAUCAAUUCAGAAAAAAGAAAAGAAAAAGAAAACUCAAAUAUUCAACAUUAAGCUUGUUGUUGAGCCAAAACUCAUCAAAGUGGAAGAAGGCAGUGAUGUUACUUUACCCUGUUCACUCAUCACCAAGGAGAACCUUCGGUUAACACGGUUUAUCUGGCAGAAAGUUUCCCAGAAAACUGAUGAUGAUCAGAAGGUGUUCCUGUAUGAUAAAGGUCAUCUUUACAGUGAUGAGCGUCCAGGUCAGAGUGAGAAGUUCAAAGGUCGAGUCUCACAUUUUCCAGAUGAACUGGAACAAGGCAACGCCUCCAUAAUCAUCAGAAAAACGACGAGGGCUGACAGUGGAGAAUACAGAUGUAUUAUUCCAUUAAUUCAGAAACCUCAAAUAUUCAACAUUAAUCUUGUUGUUGGUUCAACUCCAGAGUCAAAAGAACAUCAUUCAUUAAUGAUGGAAGAAAGGCUCUGAUAAUGUCUGUGUUGCUGGAAACAUUUAUUUAGUUUUCAGUUAUUUUAUGCUUGUGUUAUAUCACAAUGUAUAGGCUCAUUGAUUUAGUCUUGUAGCUCUAGUUGAUUGUGUAACUGUGUGUAAGACUUGUAGAGUAUUCCUGUUCCAGAGGUGUGUAGAGCAGAGAGGACCAGAUCAACAUGAUGAUGCUCUUAUAAGUCUUGUCUUCUUGUAUUCAGACAUAAUUACAAUGUUUUCUGUGAUGGUUUGAAGUGUGAAAUAUUGUGUAAAAAAAGGUCACUUCAUUUAAUUUUUUUGUUAUUUUAUAUUGUGUUUUAUUACAGUUGUUAGCUCUUUAGACAAUCAUUUCUUGCUUGUGUAUUUAGAAGAAUAGUAAAGGCUGAGAUGUGGUAUUGAUCUUCUUAUCUAACUCAGUGAGAAAGUGAAUAAAGUGCCCUGGUGGGUCACCGGGUAGACCUGGUACUUUAGGCUGAGUCCUCACCACAGUGACUUUGGUUUGAGUCCACCACAGAGCCCUUUGCUGCAUGUCAUCUCCUGUCUUUCCUGACUGUCUCUAUCACUAUCUUUUAGAAGAAGAUACGCUGAAGAAAAAAGUAUUUAGAAAAAAGCCUCUCUGUACUUGUGUUCUUGCACUAUUUAUGUUGUUAAUCAAUAAUAAAGUGCCUUUAUCAUUUAAAUUUAAAAGUAUUCAAAUUAUACUAUUCAAAAUCUUUAAUAAAACGUCAAUAUUGACAUUA